Molecule: messenger RNA, 1633 nt
Organism: Rhododendron vialii
Lineage: Eukaryota; Viridiplantae; Streptophyta; Magnoliopsida; Ericales; Ericaceae
Product: GDSL esterase/lipase At3g48460-like
Exons: 2
Coding region: 288-1496 (402 amino acids)
Molecular function (GO): hydrolase activity, acting on ester bonds
Source: RefSeq, a predicted model, not a curated record
UCGCACCCCAAAAAUUGUUAACCGCGGGAGUGCAAAAAUCAACUCAUAUUGAUUCUCACACUCGCCAAAAGAACAAUCAGCUAGCCUUGCUCAUAUUGAUUUUCACACUGCCCUUGGGAGUGGAGUACGGUUCGGUUAACAAUUUGGAGGGUGCGAAAUCACCUAAAAUAAAACGUCAUUAAAGAAGAGCAAGGCUAGCCGUAAUUACAGGUAGGAUGGGAUUAUAUAAAGCCCAGAAAGAGCAUUGCCUGUCCAACAAACUCUAGGUAGAAAGGGCUUUGCUUGAAAUGGCCCCUCCCUUCACUUCUCUCUCUUCCCAAAUUGCCCUCAUCACCCUCACCACCUCCAUCUUCUUCCUCUCCUCUUCUCUGCCUCCGGCUUCUUCAGCUACCACUCCUACUCCAAGCCACCCCCGCCCCUUCAAAAAAAUCUACGCUUUCGGAGACUCGUACACCGACACCGGCAACACGGUAUCGACCACGGGCCCGAGCGGUUUCAACUAUGUGUCAAGCCCCCCUUACGGCAGCACAUUCUUCCACCACUCCACCAACCGAUACUCCGACGGACGGCUCGUGAUCGACUUCGUGGCAGAAGCGCUGUCCCUCCCAUACUUGCCCCCUUACCUCGGCAAAAAAGCUGAUAAAUCAACGGGUAUCAAUUUUGCAGUGGCUGGAUCCACUGCGAUAAGGCACAGGUUCUUUGUCAAGAACAACCUCACACUGAACAUCACUCCCCAGUCACUUGUGACCCAGCUCCAAUGGUUCAACAAGACCUUGGAGGCUCAAGGCUGUAAAGGGCCAACAACAAGAAGCAGCCAGUGUGAUGAAGCAAUGAAUGAUGCUUUGUUUUGGGUUGGUGAGAUAGGAGCCAAUGACUAUGCUUAUACCCUUGGAUCCUCAGUGUCAAGCAGCACCAUUCAACAGCUUGCAAUUAAGAGCGUCACUGGGUUUCUGCAGGCACUUUUGACAAGGGGUGCAAAAUAUAUUGUUGUUCAAGGCCUCCCCCCAACAGGCUGCUUAACCCUGGCCAUGUUCCUAUUUUCCGAGGACGACAGAGACGACAUGGGUUGCAUUGCUAGCGUAAACAAGCAAAGCUUAGACCACAACAACGUGUUGCAGUCCAAGUUGCACGACCUCAGAACGCAAUUCCCUCAUUCCGUGAUAGUUUACGCCGAUUACUGGAGUUCCUACCAAACUAUCAUGAAGAGUAUGGGCAAGCACGGGUUCAGGGAGCCCUUCGAAGCCUGUUGCGGGACUGGGGGCAGACCUUACAACUUCCUACCGCUCAGUGCGUGUGGAUCGCCAUCGUCAAGCUCGUGCUCAGACCCUUCCCAGUACAUGAAUUGGGAUGGAGUUCACCUCACGGAAGCCAUGUACAAGGCUGUUUCGGAGUCGUUUCUCAAUGGAUCGUUCAGUCAUCCUCCGUUUGAGUACUUGCUAGGCAGGAAGAAGCAAGCUGCUGGAAAAUACUCAUCAGUGGUCACCGAUUCGACAUAAUAUCGGCUUGUUAUAGUAGUGUUUGUUGUCAGUGGCACCAUAUCUUCAAGAACUUAAAAGGCCUCCGCCCAUUCAAUAGAGCUUUUUUCAAAUUUUCUCCCUCCUGAAAUCCAGAAUUUCGUUUUGAACUCGAGAAA